UGUGCACGCGUGGAAUUCAAACGCUCGGCGGAACACUGGGGGUUGGGCAGGGUUGGGUUGAUAGACGGGGGGACUGACACAAGAAGACUGGCCUUCAAAGUUCGUUUUGGAGGUUCACAAGCGGAAUCAAAAUUGUGUGUAUGUGAACAAACAACGUACAGAGGAUUGCCCUAGAAAGUACGUCUGUUUUUCUCAGAAUGAUUCCGCGAAUAACCGAAGCCUGGUGCGAGACUCGGGGUAGGCCACUCCCCAGUACACGUAUGCACUGCAGCCAUUGUGUUGCCUACCUACCAGGCGCCACGAGUGCUUUCACUGGCUAAUGGCAGUUUCUUAUAACGGCAAAUGAUGGAGGUACAUUCUGGAUGAUCUCUAAGAAUAGAUUAAAAGAAACAGUACACAACCCAGUGUAAUGGUAUUUCAAUUCCUCAGUUCGUGAAAUUAAUUUUAGAGCUGGACUUAGCCAUUUGGGGCGUGGUACGUUUUGAAAGUCAUAGUUUUGGAAUGCGAACGUAUCUUGCAAGAAUGACACACUUAUGCAUUCGAGCUCGAGCGCUUUUGCCCCCUGACCCUUUACGUUCCACAGCGUUCUUUGAAUUUCCCGCGUGCAUUUAGCAUUUGUCUAGCGUGCGCAUAUAACAUAGAGAUGUGGGCAUGCUGCUUUUUUUUAAAUUAAACAUAUUAUUCACACGCACCUUGUGCUCGCAAAAUGUGACACGUGUAAAUUAAACUAGAUGUAGGGCUCCGACACAUACACGAAUAAAAAACCGCUCUACGUCCAGUAGUCCAGCGUGGGGCAAGACGCGGCCUGCGCCCUGCUGCGACAGCGCCCCUGCCGAUACCCUUGGCACCCUUGGCACCUGUGCCCUGCGGGAUGCCCUGCGGGAUGCCCUGCGGGAUGCCCUGCAGCCCCAGCGACAACGAACGCGGAUCUACCGUUGACAUUUACGAGGAGCUGCAGAACAGUGAAUGCAUCGAUGCCCCCCAGCAGCCCACGGUCGAGGCGGCCGGGGCCACGGAGCCCUUCCCUGCGCCACCCAACGAGACUCCGACGGUCCUUGCUGUCGAGGUAGCUCGGGUAGUAGUUGAAGCGUCUGAUGCCUUCAAUGAAGUCCCAGGGGACACGAGAAAGGAGUUUGUUUUCAAAUUCGAUGAGCAGCCCGGUGAGGAGGACGCGUAAGGCAGAGCGCCCGGGUCCAUCAUCUUGCCCCGCUUUUCUGGACUUCCCCGCUAUGACGCUGCAGCGUCUUUGAUGGUGGAUUGAUGAUAGAACCGAAAACUCUGUCGAGAUUGCCUAACAUGUAACUCUCGCCCUAUGUAUAAACAAAUAAUACGAAUUGUAUGGAGGUCUAUUUUUUAAACGAACCCGUUUGGAGUGCAAUUCCACAUUACCUCAGUACCGCCAACAAUCGACACUGUGCUGAAGGCCCCGCCCGCCGCCCCUUUGUUAAGCGAAAUGAAGUAAAUUUUUAGAAUGUUACAGCCACCAAGCUUUCUGGUGGUCAACCGAACUUUCUGCGUUGCACACAUAUGCUGCUACCACACCGACAACAUAGUUUCAAUACAGGUCAGUGCCUUGGUCAGAGCGAACACCUCUAUGUUCAGUGUUGCGGGUCGGCAUACCAUUUCAUGCUGCAGGGGCCAUGACGCAAUAUGGGCUGACAGCACAGGCUAACUUACAACACUGUCACAUCCCGUACAACUGAAAAUAUUUACUUCUUUAUUAACAUUAGGAUAUAUAAUUUGGUUUUCAUCAUCAAAGGUUCGUUUCGCAGUUUACACGAAGUGUUAACGUUUUACUCGUUCUUUACCACCCAUCCUCACCGCAGUACUGGACCGUUAUCGGUCUUGAUUCCAACAAUGAACUCAGAGAACUCUCAACAUGUUGCCGAUUUACGUGCUAAGUCCCAAACCCAGCUAAUUGGGGACAUUUUAAUCUCAGAAGUCACAACAGCUACAAACAUAAAAGUAAUACUAUUCAAAUAGGACCUUGCUGUCACUUUUAACAAUGAACUUUUUUCAAGUUUAAUAUUAUUUUUAUUAUUUUGAGAACUCUUGACAAAAAUUUUGAGGGUUUUCAGUUUAAGUCCCCCGGCCACCGUCGUGCCACCGAGCCGACCGCCCUCUGCAACUGCAACUGCGCGCCGGCAAAGUAACCCCCCACCCUGGGAUCUAGGCAACCCGCGCCCGGAGGGGCGUGCUGCCGCUCGGUUGCCAUCAGAGCGCACCUUAACCCUAACCCUGCCGGGUGCUUCGUUGAAACAGCAGCAAUAGCAAUGUUGUUACACCUGUUGCCAUUUGUUUAUUUAUGUUUACCCGUGAUUAUAUUAUUGUGCAGACGAAAUGAUUGAGACGAGAAAAAUAACAUCAUUAUUGUUUUAAAAAUUAUUGUUCGAAAAAUUUAAAAAAAUCGGAACCAAUAAAGAAAUCUCAGCAUUUUAAUUAGUCGUUAUGUUUAUUAUGAAGGGUAUUUCUAAACUUUGCAACCCACCUGGGCGCCUCGGGUCUUCACUCAAAUGCACCUCUCAGGCAAAUGUUCCCGAAGAAUCAAAACCGUUGAAUUUUGUGAAAUACCUGGAGUUAGACUCACAAGUUGAGGCUGGUGUUGGCAGUCGUUUGUAUCAUCCUAGAAACCAUCCUGGAGUGAUGCGGGGAAGAGUGGUUGAACCCCCUAUAGAUUUAUUGCAGGCAAUGGAGGUCACAGCAGAAGGUCGUAAGAAGUCUGAUCUUAGUAAAGCUGCAGAUGGAUUAAAAAGGCAAUUGUGGGGAAGGCACUUACCCCCAGAGAGAAGCGAUUACAUAGAGAAGAUGAAAGUUGAGAGGAUGAAUACACUAGCUGCUGUAUCAGAAUUAAGUCAUGAAGUAGCUCCUGGCACUUAUGAUGAUCUUGAGGAAAAGGUCGUUACAAGGCGUCUAAAAGAUUUAAUUCAUCCCUGGCAUCCAAUGAGUGUGACCAAAGAAACUUGUCUUCAGUACCUUAUUUCACGAACUCCAGCUGAGUAUUGUAUUCUUCAUAAAAUAUUUUCCGAGAUUCGUCUAAAGGAUCCAACUUUUGAUCCUACCACACUGUUUGAUUUCGGAUCAGGAGUUGCUUCUGGAUAUUGGGCCACAAAAGAAGUCUGGCAGAAAGAGUUGAAGGAAGUCUACAAUGUAGAUUCAAAUUUAGAGAUGAAUGAGCUGGCCUGCAACCUUCUGAAAUUAGCUAAACAACAGUUCUCACCUGAAACUGGGGUAUAUUUUCGGCAGUAUUUUCCUGUUUCAGUGGAUCGCACUUAUGACAUAGUGUUAAGUGCUUUUACUCUCCUUGAGCUACCUUCCUUCAAAGAUAGAAUGGAAAUAGUUGCUCAGCUAUGGUCAAAAACUGAGAAGUACCUAGUCUUGAUUGAGGAUGGAAAUAGUGCAGGUUAUCAGGCUAUAAUGGAAGCAAGAAAUCUAGUAACUCACCUAGAAACACCAGAUGCAGAUGAUCAUAUAGCUAAAUUUCAUGUUUUUUCCCCUUGUCCUCAUGAUUUCUUGUGUCCCCGUUUCAUCAAAGAUAAAACUCCAUGCAAUUUUGAAAUAUCAUACUUGACACCUAAAUUCCUUGAGGGGAAACAGCACCAAAAGAAACAUCUUUACUCAUAUGUUGUCUUAAAGAAGGCCCCAAGGCCAAGCUCAGAUCCUCAGUGGCCACGCUGUGUAAGGGAGACACUUCUGCGUAGCAAAUCAGUACACCUUAAACUUUGCAAGUCAAAUGGGACAUUAGAAGAUGUCAUCUUACGGAAAGAGAACAACAAUAGAAAUGCUUAUAGGUGUGCCAAAAGAACCAAAUGGGGAGAUUGUCUCCCAGGAGAAGUAGGGGAGAAGGAGAAAGGAACUUAGAUUUAUGAAUCUAUGAUUAAGCAGAAAAACAGAAGGAAAAAUGUAAUAUUUUCUGGAAACAUUUAAUAAAUCUAUAAUAUCUACAUCAUAAUAAAGAUUA
Molecule: messenger RNA, 3958 nt
Organism: Frankliniella occidentalis (western flower thrips)
Lineage: Eukaryota; Metazoa; Arthropoda; Insecta; Thysanoptera; Thripidae
Product: methyltransferase-like protein 17, mitochondrial
Exons: 10
Coding region: 2449-3858 (469 amino acids)
Biological process (GO): translation
Cellular component (GO): mitochondrial small ribosomal subunit
Molecular function (GO): structural constituent of ribosome; methyltransferase activity
Source: RefSeq, a predicted model, not a curated record